Ascoidea rubescens DSM 1968 is the source of this 1014-nucleotide messenger RNA. RefSeq names its product Pex11p (gene PEX11). The transcript has a single exon. Bases 174 to 899 code for a protein of 241 amino acids. Gene Ontology annotation, biological process: peroxisome fission; regulation of peroxisome size. Gene Ontology annotation, cellular component: peroxisomal membrane. Lineage: Eukaryota; Fungi; Ascomycota; Saccharomycetes; Ascoideales; Ascoideaceae. The record is from RefSeq and is a predicted model, not a curated record.
UGCAGACCGCGCUGCCGCACCUACGCGGUCGAGAGGGAAUGACCGCUGCUGCUGAGCUCAGCAAAACCGGCGCGAACCAGAGAUUGAGUCACGUGACUGACUGGAAAGAUAUAAUAGAGCAAGGCUGGGGAAGCAUUGCAUGAUAAGAUAAGAGAAGCAGAGGAAUCGCACACAUGGAGCAAAUCAUCUACCAUCCCGUAUUGCUCAGGCUUGAGAGAGUGCUUCAGAGCAUUGAGGGCAAGGACAAGAUUGCCAGGCUAGCCCAGUAUCUCUCCAGAUACCUAGCGUUUUACUACUUGGGCCAGGGCAAACGAAACCAGAUCAUUUUGUUCACCAAUCUUCGAAACACCAUCUCAAUCAUCAGAAAAUAUAUUCGGUUCUUUGAGUGUUUCCAGUACUUGAACAACAUCAACGACAUUUUCCGCUCAGGAAACGACAAGAUCGACCUGAUUGUCAAGCAUCUAUCGGUGAUCAAGAACUUUUUCUACUUUUUCUACCUUUUGUUUGACUCCAUGUUUUUUUUGAAUCUGCUCAAGAUGCUCAAUUUGAAACGGAAAGACUUGAGAACCCUCAGGCAUCUCGUCAACAUCAACUGGUUCAUGGGAAUCUUCUCGAACAUCUUGGUCAACAUAAGACGGCAUGUCAUCAACCACCGCAAAUUGCAAAGUGCCACCGGGAUUGGUAGAAGCAGCAGCGAGGACGACCAGCUCGAGGUGAAGAAAUACUUGGACCGGUGCUAUGCAGAGCGACACUCGAUUCGAAGACGCCUUCUCUGGGACGCCCUUGAUCUGGCUAUUGUGGCCAGCCGGUUGAACAUCGUCAAGGUGAACGAGGGCUACUUGGGGCUCGCUGGGGUGCUAACGUCUGUUUUGGCUCUCCAGGACAUCUACCAGAAGUGAGCAAAUGGUGAGCCAACCAACGCCAUGUUCUGCCGCACACACAUGCACAUUGCCCAUGUGCCAGCGCAGCGGGUUCUGUUGGGAGUGGACUCGUUUCGGAGCGAGACUUCGCUCG